AUGAAUGGCUACUCUUACAAUGGCGCCUACACAGGCAACGCGAUGGACCACACCGGGAAUCAACAGGAUGACGAUAUGAUGAUGAUGAUGGCUUCGGGAAACUUGGGCGUGCCCACGGCUAUGGGCGGGCAGUCGUUGGACGAUAUCGUGAGCCAGAAUGCCAAAAUGAUACGCAGACAGAGCAUGCCGCAGGGAUACGGGACAAGUCCAAACCAUAUGGAUGCAGAUAUGCGGCGCGUGUCGAUGAUGGACCACGGCAAUGGCUCGCCAGCGGUGGGAUUCCAGUACGACCCCAACGCGAACAUGGACCAUACUGCAUUCGCAUCCGGAGCAGUGACACCUCGCCAGGCUGGCAGUCAGCAGAGACAUUCCCAGGACGGCCAUCGUCCCUCGACGGCUGAUCUAUCUCUGAGCACUUCCUUCCCCAGAGGUGGCUCCCAAUCGUACAUGUCCUCCGUGGCUCCCACCUCUGCCUAUGCUACAUCACCUGCCCAUCCUGCAGCAAACUUGGACAUGGCAGCUAUGGAGAGCUCGUACGUUGAUAGCCACAUGUCCAUGAACAUGGACAUGGGUGUCGAUCAGAACCUCAACGCUUCCAUGGAUCCUGAUCCGAUGCAGAUGCAUCUAUACAACCAAGCGCAGUUCAAUCAGUCCGCAAUGAGUUCGCCCAUGCAUCAAGCAGUCCAACCGCAAGGUACGCCGCGCUCGGGAAGGAUGUCGUCACAUGACGCCGGUGGGAACGGCAUGCAGCACCAGUAUGGAUCUCAGAACAGUACUCCAAAUGCUGCUCUGAGUCGACAGCUAUCACGACCUCGAAGCUUGCAUGUGCCCGAUGCCAGCCCAGCACACACCGCGUCGCCGUUGAGCGCGCCGCCUAGUGGAGGUCCUCGGCAGCAACGAUCGCAGGGCUUCACUCCACAUCUCAAUCGUUCUGGCUCUUCGGUCGGAUUCCAGAGGCAGCCUCAGAAUCCGGUGCCAGGUUCGAGCCAAGAUCGUCCCAUUAACGCCCCGACGAGCGACCAAGGCUACCAGCCUGUCGGCGGUCCCCUGCCAACCAAGCCUUCCGAGUUCAAUCCCAACAACCAAGGGUUUCCGUGGGAGCAUCCCGAAGGAGGCUGGCCUUCUACAAUGGUCAACAAGCCGCAUAUGAAUUCAGUGUACAAGAACGCGUACUCUUCCACAGGGUUUGACAUGCUCGGCGUUUUGGUGAGUUUGCGUGGGUUGACAUCAUUGUACAACCCGAAUUGACCGUUGACAGAUGCGGGUCGCGACUCGCCCAAACCCUGAGAUAAACAUCGGCUCUGUUGACUUGUCGUGCGCGUUUGUCGUAUGCGAUGCAGAAAAGGAUGACUUUCCGAUUGUGUACUGCUCUGAUAACUUUGAGCGUCUGACCGGAUACACAAAACACAUGAUCUUGGGGCGCAAUUGUCGUUUCUUGCAAUCGCCCGACGGGAAUGUGGCUCCAGGAAUAAAGCGGAAGUAUGUGGACGACGACUCCGUCUUAUACCUGAAGAACAUGAUCAACCUGCGCCGGGAAGCGCAGAUAUCGCUUAUUAACUACCGACGCGGUGGCCAGCCAUUCAUGAACCUGCUCACCAUGAUCCCCAUUUCUUGGGACACGGAUCAGGUUAAGUUCUUCGUCGGAUUUCAGGUCGAUUUGGUGGAGCAACCGAAUGCGGUCACCAACAAAAACCCCGGUAUGUAUCAUCGUCCGAUGGGCUCGCCGAUUCACGCCGAUGCACACCGAUCGGCUGAGCAGGCCUGAUCACUUCCUGCUUGGAUACGGAGCUGACCCCUUGCACAGAUGGUUCGUUUUCGAUCAACUAUCAGCGCGGCAUGACCAUGCCGCGCUAUGUCAUGAACGCUCCCGAUACCUCACAAAAGAGUGAUCUUGGCCAGACGGUGCCGCGCGACGACGUUUCAGCCAUUCUCAGCACGAUAGGGAGCGGCGAGUCGGAAUACGCAAAGCGCAUGUGGGAUAAAGUCCUCCUGGAGAACACUGACGAUGUCGUGCAUGUCUUGUCGCUCAAAGGGCUGUUCCAGUGGGUAUCGCCGUCGGCUCUGCGGAUCCUGGAGUAUGAGCCAAGUGAGAUUGUCGGAACCGCCCUCAGUUCCGUAUGUCAUCCAAGUGACAUUGUGCCGGUCACAAGAGAACUCAAGGAUACAUCUACUGGGGCUGCAGUCAACGUCGUCUUCCGCAUACGGCGAAAGAACAGUGGGUACAUGUGGUUUGAAGGGCAUGGCUCGCUCCACACGGAGCAAGGCAAAGGACGAAAAUCGAUCAUCAUGGUUGGUCGCGAGCGACCGGUGUAUACGCUCAGCAAGAACGACAUCACCAAAGCGGGCGGCAUCGGCGAGAACGAGCUCUGGACGAAGUUGUCGACCUCGGGAAUGUUCCUCUUCGUCUCGUCGAAUGUUCGACAACUGCUUGACCGGCAGCCAGACGAGCUUAUUGGCGUGAGCAUUCAGUCUCUGAUGCGCACCGACUCGAAGCAGGAGUUCGCUCGCAUUUUGGAGCUGGCUCGCACGGGAAAGAAGGCUUCGGUCAAGCACGAAAUGAUCAAUAGGAGAGGACAGGUGCUGUCUGCCUUUACCACGCUCUACCCCGGUGAUGCCGUCGAAGGACAGAAACCGACAUUCAUCGUUGCGCAGACGCGACUCAUCAAAUUCUCGAGAGGAAACCACGCGAAUCGGCCUCCGAUAUAUUCCAAAGGAGAUCGCAAUUCCUCGGAAUCUAAUCAGUCUGGUGUAGCUGGAAAUAAUCAAGCCAUUGUGCACGAGGACAAUGCGGGUGCCACACCGAAUUCUGGCGGCAACAGUGCCCGCUACAUGGGGACGGAUGGGUCGGCGGCGACGUACGCCGGUCAACAAGGACUACCGAUUGGGCGUCAAGACCAUUCGCUGGCAUCGGACGACAAUCUCUUCGACGAACUCAAGACGACCAAGUCGAGCUCCUGGCAGUACGAGAUUCGACAACUGGAGAAACGCAACCGGUUACUGGCGGAGGAGGUGCAAUCUCUGAUCGCGGCGAAGAAGAAGCGCAAGCGAAGGAAGGGGGCUGGGAAUCAGCAGAAAGACUGCGCGAACUGCCACACGCGCGUGACGCCCGAAUGGCGACGGGGACCCAGCGGGCAAAGGGAUCUUUGCAACAGCUGUGGUCUUCGCUGGGCCAAAUUGGUGAGCCGUCGCGCAUUGCUUCUGCGUCUCUUGUUGUCUUGCCUGAUUACUGACAUGAAUUUUGCUACAGAACGGGCGCGUCUCGCCGCGAACAUCGUCUCAACACUCGGGCGGUGCCGCGUCGGACCGGGCUUCCAAGGCCAGCGCGAGCCCGAGAAACUCGAUUCCUCCCAGUGCGGUCAAGACGGAAUCUCCGAACGACCCGAGUGGAAGCGGGAAUAUGGGCGAUUCGAGCCGGUCUACGCCGGUACAGAAAGCGAUGCAGCCGAUGGAGGGACAUUCGGCGACGAUGGAGGGGGCUUCGGGAGUUCCCGACAAGAUUGACGAGGGCAUCGAGCCGGAUUGA
This is a messenger RNA of Lecanosticta acicola, 3523 nucleotides long. NCBI's taxonomy places the organism in Eukaryota, Fungi, Ascomycota, Dothideomycetes, Mycosphaerellales, Mycosphaerellaceae. The record is from the annotation of a GenBank genome assembly.